AUGCCACCUAAACCAUUCCCACAAUUAUCCACGGAUCAAGAAAAUGACCUCAAGCUAAACACUGAGCAAUGGGCACUCACCAAUGGGUUGGUGAUGUAUCCACCAAACUUUGAUCUUCAUCAAGUAAAUGUGGCUCCCAUUACUCUAUUUCCCACACCUAUACCCAAAACUAGCUUUGAGCAGGCAAUUAAAGUGCAGAAAUUGUAUAACGAGUUAUAUAUAAACUUGAUAACAAAAAGAAAGGACUGGUUGAUUGACAUUUUGCAAAGCUUGGCUGAGUUUGAUCCAGACUUUUCGGGGAAGUUAUUUGACGUUUACCAAGAAUCCAUUACUGAUGGCGUAUUGCAACCAUUGUCGUUGGGAAUUUUUAGAUCCGAUUAUAUGGUGGACUCCUCAGAACAACAAAUCAAACAAAUCGAAUUCAAUACUGUUAGUGUUUCGUUUGGUGGAUUGUCUACAAAGAUUGGUCAAUUGCAAUCAUUUUUGAAUUCGACUGGGUUUUAUGACAAAAAGUACAAUUUUAGAUACUACGAUGAAGAUGAGCUUCCUAUAUCAAGUUCAGCCAGUGAUAUAGCUCAAGGUUUGGCAGACGGUAACUACUUUUACAAUGGAGAAGUUGCUAAUAAAGAUACAAUUAUUUUAUUUGUCGUUCAGCCUAAUGAGCGCAAUUGCUUUGACCAGAGGAUCAUUGAGUAUGCUUUGUUUCAAGAGCAUGGCAUUAGGUCAUUUAGAGUCACACUAGAGGAUGUCGAUCAAAUGAUCACUAAAAACAAUGACAAGUUGUAUGUCAAAUCAACAAUGGACGAAAUUUCAGUAGUUUAUUAUCGCUCGGGGUAUGGACCAGGAGAUUAUGAUUCUAAUCCCACAAAGACUUGGAACGCAAGGUUGUUUUUGGAGAAAUCACAAGCUAUCAAAUGUCCAUCAAUUUUGACGCAAUUAUCUGGAUCGAAAAAGAUUCAACAACUUUUGACCAAUGAGAGUGUAAUAAAACAAACCCUUCCCAAUAUUGACGAUGAAGAGUUACUGUCUCUUCUUUCGACUUUUGUCAGAAUACUCCCGUUUGACGAUACCGAACAAGGACAAGAAGCAGCCAAAUUGGCGUUUGAGAAGCCAGAAAAUUUUGUAUUGAAACCGCAAAGGGAAGGUGGUGGAAACAACAUCUACAAACAGGACAUUCCUGCAUUUUUGAACAAGAUUAGCAAAAAAGAUUGGGGGGCAUAUAUACUUAUGGAGUUGAUCAAUCCCGAGACCUAUCGCAACAAGAUUCUUCGCAAUGGUCAAACUUAUCAUGAAAAUAUAGUAUCAGAGUUGGGUGUAUUUGGAACGAUAGUUUUUGAUGAGCAGGCGGGAGCAAUAAAGUCAAACAAGAAUGCUGGGUGGCUAUUGAGAUCCAAGUUUGAAACUAGCGACGAAGGUGGCGUUGCUGCUGGCUUUGGCUGUGUUGAUAAUGUAUACCUAUACUAA
Messenger RNA from Lodderomyces parapsilosis, 1464 nucleotides. RefSeq names its product glutathione synthase (gene GSH2). The transcript has a single exon. Gene Ontology annotation, cellular component: cytosol. NCBI's taxonomy places the organism in Eukaryota, Fungi, Ascomycota, Pichiomycetes, Serinales, Debaryomycetaceae. Gene Ontology annotation, molecular function: glutathione synthase activity; glutathione binding; ATP binding. The record is from RefSeq and is a predicted model, not a curated record. Bases 1 to 1464 code for a protein of 487 amino acids. Gene Ontology annotation, biological process: glutathione biosynthetic process.